Anarrhichthys ocellatus (wolf-eel) is the source of this 2882-nucleotide messenger RNA. RefSeq names its product metastasis associated 1 (gene mta1). Gene Ontology annotation, biological process: double-strand break repair; response to ionizing radiation; negative regulation of transcription by RNA polymerase II. The transcript is spliced from 18 exons. Gene Ontology annotation, cellular component: NuRD complex; nucleoplasm. NCBI's taxonomy places the organism in Eukaryota, Metazoa, Chordata, Actinopteri, Perciformes, Anarhichadidae. Bases 37 to 2205 code for a protein of 722 amino acids. Gene Ontology annotation, molecular function: chromatin binding; transcription corepressor activity; histone deacetylase binding. The record is from RefSeq and is a predicted model, not a curated record.
CACACACACACACUUGAAUGCAUAGUCAAGUCACACAUGCGUGGUAAAGCCUGUGCAGUCUCUCAUACGCACCCACACGAAUACAGACACACCGUGCAUGCAAACGGCGGUAACAAGGCAGAGAAAGCACGAGGAGGUACAAGGCUGCAGUCUGAAUGGAAAGCUCCAAGCAGAGCCCGAUUUAUUGUGUGUCGGUGCGUCAACGUCUCAUUCAGUCAGACCUCCCAACUUCAACUGGAUCUCCUGUAUUACGUUUAUUUUGAGAACUCGUCCAGUAACCCACUGCUGAUCAGGAGGAUAGAGGAGUUGAACAAGACAGCCAAUGGGAACGUGGAGGCCAAAGUGGUGUGUUUUUACCGGCGCAGGGACAUCUCCGGCACACUCAUCGCCCUGGCAGACAAACACGCAAGGGAGCUGGAGGAGGAGAUGGAGAAUCCAGAGAUGGCCGACCUCCCUGAGAAACAGAAACACCAGCUCAGACACAGAGAGCUCUUCUUGUCCCGCCAACUGGAGUCUUUACCCGCCACACACAUCAGGGGGAAGUGCUGUGUGACUUUGCUGAACGAGACGGAAGCCCUGAAGUCUUACCUGGAGAGAGAGGAUGCCUUUUUCUACUCGCUGGUAUACGACCCUCAGCAAAAGACUCUGCUGGCAGAUAAGGGGGAGAUCCGCGUCGGGAACAAAUACCAGGCCGACAUCACCGACCUCCUGAAAGAAGACGAGGGCGAUGGCAGAGACUUGGAGAAACUCGAGGAGAAGGUCUUUGACCCCAACAGCUCACUGACCGAGAAACAGAUUGACCAGUUCUUAGUAGUUGCUCGGUCAGUAGGUACAUUCGCCAGAGCCUUGGACUGCAGUAGUUCUGUCCGGCAGCCCAGUCUGCACAUGAGUGCUGCUGCAGCCUCCAGAGACAUCACCUUGUUUCACGCCAUGGACACCCUCCAUGCCACGGGCUACGACAUGACCCGAGCCAUCGCAGCGCUGGUACCCCAGGGUGGGCCCGUCCUCUGCAGGGAUGAAAUGGAGGAGUGGAGCGCCUCGGAGGCCAACCUGUUUGAGGAGGCGCUCGAGAAAUACGGGAAAGACUUCACCGACAUCCAACAGGACUUUCUGCCGUGGAAGUCCCUGACGAGUAUUAUUGAGUAUUACUACAUGUGGAAGACCACAGACAGAUAUGUACAGCAGAAACGAUUAAAAGCAGCCGAGGCAGAAAGCAAGUUGAAGCAGGUCUACAUCCCGAACUAUAACAAGCCGAACCCCAACCAGCUGAGUAACAAUGUAAAACCAGCUCUGGUGAAUGGAGCGGCAGUUGCAGGGGUCCCGGGGAUCGCAGGGGUCCUAGGGGUCCUAGGGAUCCCAGGACCUCCAGGCGUCCCAGGCGUCCCAGGCGUUCCAGGAGUCCCAGGCAUUCCAGGAGCCCCAGGCGUCCCGGGUGUCCCAGGUGUCCCAGGUGCCCCGGGCUCGGCGCAGGUCCCUGCCCUCGGAAGAGCCUGCGAAAGCUGCUACACCAGCAGCUCCUACCAGUGGUACUCAUGGGGACCUCCAAACAUGCAAUGUCGCCUGUGCGCUUCAUGCUGGACCUACUGGAAGAAGUACGGAGGGCUGAAGAUGCCCACAAGAUUGGAUGGAGAGCGGCCUGGACCCAACCGCAGCAGCAUGAGCCCCCACGGCCUGCCCCUGCGGCACAGCGGCAGCCCCAAAUUCGCAGUGAAGACGAAACAGGCUUUCUUCCUGCAGAGCACUGGCCUGACGCAGAUGGCACGUCGCCUGUGCCACGAGAUCAUCAGGCCGCGGUAUCUAGCCAGGCACCCCUACCUCCCCGUCAACAUGGCCGCCAUUAAGGCAGAGUGUGCCCUGCGGUUGCCAGAUGUGGCAAAAAAGCAGUCGCCACUGAAAGCUGUGGAACGUAAACCUCUGGAGUCUGUGGUUCGGUAUUUAGAAGCACACCCCCGUCCAGCCAAACCCAACCCUCCGCCUCGUGGGGCGUCCAUCUCCACAGGCAGCCUGACGCCCAUUAAGUCCUCCCCCAUCCUCAACAACGGCUCCCCCACCAUCCUGGGCAAACGCAGCUACGAACAGCACAACGGGCUGGAUGGCUCUAAAUCCAAAAUCCUGGCUCCACAGUGGGACAUCAUGGCCAAGCGUCUGAGCGAAGCCGGGCGGCCCUCGGUCUCCAUGCAGGACGAGGUACAUGAACUGGACUGAGCGCUCUGUGGGAACACAAACUACAAACCCCAGUGAGCAGAGGGUGACAUGAAAUGGAAAGGCACUUUCCAACAAACCAUCGGCGAGUGCAGCGGAGGAGACGCCAGCGUUGCUCACCUUUCUGGAGUCGGCGUGGGUCCGUCGCGCUGCUGGAGACCAACCGGCAGUCGAUCACUUUGGCUGUGGUCGAUGAGAAGACGAGCCUGACUGUACAGGACUGUGUUUAUUACUUACAUUUCUCGUUAUUACUGUCAUUGUAAUUAUUGUUAUUGUUAUUAUAAUUUUUUUUACCAACUAUAACUCCGCUUAUUGUUUGUCGAUCAAACGAUGGAACUGGUGAAGUUUCAUGAGACCUGCUUGCAGAGCCCUGUGGAGGAGGGUGGAAGGACUGUAACAUAAGCCACUUGCAUCUUCUAUUUGUGUUUUUUUUGUUUGUUUUUUAACAAAUUAAAUUCAACAAGGAGACCGACUUUUAUUUCAGCGCCACAAGUUAACUCCUUGUCUUUUUGUUUUUCGAUGAAUUUGAAUGCUUUUCGAGGAAUCUUCUGUUUUGUGAGCCGGCCCCGCUCUUCGGCCAGAGAGGUUUAACUUAUUGAGAAAGACUUGCUGUUUUUUCUACCUUUUUCACAAGUAAUGCAUCAAUGCUUAGAUAAUGUAAUUAAAAAAAGAGACUUGAU